Messenger RNA from Dipodomys spectabilis (banner-tailed kangaroo rat), 4817 nucleotides. It is a transcript of the gene Clcn4, whose product is annotated as chloride voltage-gated channel 4. Gene Ontology annotation, biological process: transmembrane transport; chloride transport. Gene Ontology annotation, cellular component: synaptic vesicle; early endosome; Golgi apparatus. NCBI's taxonomy places the organism in Eukaryota, Metazoa, Chordata, Mammalia, Rodentia, Heteromyidae. The record is from RefSeq and is a predicted model, not a curated record. The transcript has 13 exons. Gene Ontology annotation, molecular function: voltage-gated chloride channel activity. Bases 393 to 2675 code for a protein of 760 amino acids.
GCCUGUCACUUGUCCUCUCGAAUCAGACCCUCCGACAAAUGGAGCAGGGGAUCCCGGUAGCAUUUGAACUUCAGAUCUCUAGAAUCUGACAACAAAAGGCUCUUUGUUUCCCACAGUUCGUCGUGCAAGGCCAGGGAAACGGCACCCAUCGAACCAAGCAACCCUGAAGCAGAAGGAUCUGGCUGAAGACGGUUUCUGGCUACUCUUACCUCACCCGGAGAUCACCUUGCUUCGCUCCUAACCGCGCUCCAAAGCCAUCACGUGACGGCGCGGAGCCCCGCCCCCGAUGACGUCACAACGCUCCCCACCGUCUCGCUGAAGAAAGGAUGCUCUAGGAUGCGGGCCAGGUGCGCGGCCGCGCCGCACCAUGCAGCACUGCAGGAGUAACUAGCAUGGUCAGUGCAGGGGUCAUGAGCGGCUCUGGGAACCUGAUGGAUUUCCUCGACGAGCCAUUCCCUGACGUGGGAACCUACGAGGACUUCCAUACCAUUGACUGGCUGCGGGAAAAGUCACGGGACACUGACAGACACAGAAAGAUAACCAGCAAGAGCAAGGAGUCCGUCUGGGAGUUCAUUAAGAGUCUGCUGGAUGCCUGGUCAGGAUGGGUGGUCAUGCUGCUCAUCGGGCUGCUGGCAGGCACCUUGGCUGGAGUCAUUGAUCUUGCUGUGGACUGGAUGACAGACCUGAAGGAGGGGGUCUGCCUGUCUGCCUUCUGGUACAGCCAUGAGCAGUGCUGCUGGACAUCCAAUGAGACCACCUUUGAGGACAGAGAUAAGUGUCCCUUGUGGCAGAAAUGGUCAGAGCUGCUGGUGAAUCAGUCAGAGGGAGCCAGUGCCUACAUUCUGAAUUAUUUGAUGUAUAUCCUGUGGGCGCUACUCUUCGCAUUUCUGGCUGUCUCCUUGGUUCGAGUAUUUGCACCAUACGCCUGUGGUUCUGGUAUACCAGAGAUAAAGACCAUUCUGAGUGGCUUCAUCAUCCGGGGCUACCUGGGGAAGUGGACCUUGCUCAUCAAGACGGUCACCUUGGUGCUCGUCGUGUCCUCUGGCCUGAGCCUUGGGAAGGAGGGACCGCUGGUGCAUGUGGCUUGUUGCUGUGGCAACUUCUUCAGCAGCCUUUUCUCCAAGUACAGCAAGAAUGAGGGCAAGAGGCGGGAGGUGCUUUCAGCUGCUGCUGCUGCUGGAGUCUCAGUGGCCUUUGGUGCUCCCAUCGGGGGUGUGCUGUUCAGUCUAGAGGAGGUCAGUUACUACUUUCCCUUGAAGACUUUGUGGAGGUCAUUUUUCGCCGCCCUUGUGGCGGCCUUCACACUGCGAUCCAUCAACCCCUUCGGGAACAGCCGCCUGGUUCUCUUCUAUGUGGAAUACCACACACCCUGGUACAUGGCCGAACUGUUCCCCUUCAUCCUGCUUGGGGUUUUUGGAGGCUUGUGGGGCACCCUCUUCACCCGCUGCAACAUUGCCUGGUGCAGGAGGCGCAAAACUACCAGGCUGGGAAAGUACCCAGUACUGGAGGUGAUCGUAGUGACGGCCAUCACCGCCAUCAUUGCUUACCCCAACCCCUACACGCGCCAGAGCACCAGCGAGCUCAUUUCGGAGCUGUUCAAUGACUGUGGGGCCCUUGAGUCCUCCCAGCUCUGUGACUACAUCAACGACCCCAACAUGACCCGGCCUGUGGAUGACAUCCCAGACCGGCCGGCCGGGAUCGGCGUUUACACGGCUAUGUGGCAGCUGGCCCUGGCACUCAUCUUCAAGAUCGUCAUUACGAUCUUCACCUUUGGCAUGAAGAUCCCCUCUGGCCUCUUCAUCCCCAGCAUGGCGGUGGGAGCCAUGGCAGGUAGGAUGGUGGGAAUCGGCGUGGAGCAGCUGGCGUACCAUCACCACGACUGGAUCAUCUUUAGGAACUGGUGCAGACCUGGAGCAGACUGUGUCACACCGGGACUUUAUGCUAUGGUGGGAGCAGCAGCCUGCCUAGGAGGCGUGACCAGGAUGACCGUGUCCCUGGUGGUGAUCAUGUUUGAAUUGACAGGGGGUCUGGAGUACAUUGUGCCCCUGAUGGCAGCAGCUGUGACCAGCAAGUGGGUGGCUGACGCCUUCGGAAAAGAAGGCAUCUACGAGGCCCACAUCCACCUGAAUGGUUAUCCGUUUCUGGAUGUGAAGGAUGAAUUCACACACCGAACCCUGGCUACCGAUGUGAUGCGGCCUCGGCGAGGAGAGCUGCCGCUGUCCGUCCUCACCCAGGACAGCAUGACAGUGGAGGACGUGGAGACGCUCAUCAAGGAGACAGACUAUAACGGCUUCCCUGUGGUGGUUUCCAGAGACUCGGAGCGCCUCAUCGGGUUUGCUCAGAGGAGGGAGCUGAUCCUGGCAAUCAAGAAUGCCAGACAGAGGCAGGAGGGCAUUGUGAGCAAUUCCAUCAUGUACUUCACAGAGGAGCCCCCUGAGCUUCCGGCCAACAGCCCCCACCCCCUGAAACUCCGGCGCAUCCUGAACCUGAGCCCUUUCACAGUUACAGACCACACACCCAUGGAGACGGUAGUAGACAUCUUCCGGAAACUAGGGCUCCGCCAGUGCCUGGUAACUCGGAGUGGGAGACUUCUUGGCAUCAUCACAAAAAAGGAUGUGCUGAGACAUAUGGCCCAGAUGGCAAACCAGGACCCUGAAUCCAUCAUGUUUAAUUAACAACAAGGUGGCAGUUAUUUCGAGCAAAUCACUGGCCGUAUCAUUUUGAAAGGAAGAAACAAAUGACAUGUUAUUAUCCCAACAAAGGAUAUCAGAAACAAACAUUUUCUUUAAAAGGAAAGAAAGUGGAGACUUUUUUUAAAAGCAAAACUAUUAAUAAGUAGGCAUUUGAUAGCUUUCAUCUCCAUGAGUUCCCAGUGGGUUUCCUAACGAGUUUCCUAACUGCUUUCGGGGCACGUGGGUGGGUGGAAGUGAUGUGGAUUUUUGCAGGGCCAUGGAACCCAAACGCUGAGUGGAGGAUCUUUGCCCCUUCUACUCAAGGCUGAUGUUUGUAACUUGAGAAUACAUGUGAAGCUUUGAGUCCAAAAGACGAAGGGGUGUUGGCGUGUCCUUAUUUACUGGGUUCUGGCCUUUUGCUGCUAUGUUACUGAAUCAUAGUAAAAAAAAGAACAAAAAACAUUUGCACUUACUUUGUUGGAAAAGAAAAAGAAAUCAAAGUUGUACACAGCAAGCAUGCCCUGGCGGGGCUGUUCCUGACCAUUCUACUUCUUGCUCCUGCUUUUGCCUGUUGUUUUGCUUCUUGGUUAGUUUCUGAACCAACAUCAGAGGUGCCCACCAUAAUGGAUAUGAAGAAAUCAUGUGUGACCAGCAUCUUGGGACUGGACAGUGAACUAUUGAAGCAUGCAGUACUCUGUGUAGUUUCCUCUCGUGCAAGGGGACACAUCCUUACUUUGAGGGGACACAAAACUCACCAUUGAUUUGCAUCCUUAUUGGUUCAUUUAUUUAUUGCUGUUGCCUAUACAUUCUUAAAUAUCAAUCAGUCCAGUAUUUUCCAUGGUUUGUGGCCUGUAUGCUCCCAGCUUGCUAUAGUGUGUUUUAAUUUCCAAGCAACAUAUACAAGUAGAACCAGCAAUCCAGUGUUGCUACUUAUUUUUUUCCCCUCAGGUCUUUUCAGAUAAGGCUAUGAAGAGGGUGAAGCAUAUGAAUUCUCAGUGGGAACUCCUCCAAAUGGAUUGUAAGAGAAAUACUAAAUUGAUUCUAAAUAUGUUCCAUUCUCCUCUCUGCGGGAUGCAAACUGUCCAGUCUUAAUCUCUAUAGGCAGGUGCUUUCAUACAAGCAAUCACAGCAAGAAGGACAGAGUUACAUUUUGUACAGCCAAUUUAAGCAUUGGACAUCUUUGUAUUUGAACUUAAUGACCAUUUUAGUCGGUGCUUGUGUCUUUUCCAUGGGAAAGAAUCGCCUGUUUUAGAUGCGCUGUGUGAUCUGCACUAGGUUCUCCCCUCUUGCCUUUGCCCUUAGUCCCUGUCCCUCCCUUUUCACUGCACCAUCUCACCUUCUCCCAUCUCAGCGCCACUGGACACUGAUGAAGGCACACAUGCCCUUCACUGUAAAUAACAGCAGCCCCACCCAGCAGUACCGGCUGAGUAUGAAAUUGGGAGACAUCUGUCCCAGGACUGUCUCCCUUAUAGCACCAGGGAUUCAAAUCCCACAUAUUUCUUUUCUACCUUCCUUCUCCUCUGUCCUUUGGCUUAUUGCCUGCCUCAUAGUUGCAAAAUAGUUACCAUGAUGCCAGGCAUCAUCAUGUAUGCCUUCUACCUGAGGGGGAGUCAAGUAUGUGGUUACAAUGUGUAUGGGCAGAAAGCAAAGCUUUCCCCAAGAUGCUCAGCAUAUAACCAUGGGCUGCAGUUCUGUCACAUGGCUCACUCUAGGAAAAUUCUGAGCUAGAUGCAUUACUUUCUGAAUGAAACUUAGAUUCUUUUAAUAAGGGAGGGGGUUUGGUUCUUGGUAGGGAACAUAUCUACUAGAUUAAAUUCCACCAUUGUGUCCCUGCUUUGCCUGUCAUGUCCUCUUUACUCUUUGGUUUUUCAUACCCCCCCCAAUAUUCUUCUAACCUUCCAUUACUCAGAUUUCAUAUGGAAUUCCCAAGCAGAAUCCAUUUCUUAACUCAUAAGAAUGAUCAUUUUUGGAUAAAAACCUAGCUACAAGUGGAUCUCUAUGAAUCUUCUUCUAGUUGUUAUAAGAAAUAUGCGGUCUCUGGAUUAAAAAAACUAAGUCAAAUUAUACUACGGAAAACUGUAGUUCCAGCUAUGUAUUUCUGUCAUUAAUUGGCCUCCUCCAAAAUAAAAUCAAUUAGCCACUUUG